AUGAGAGCUGUGACACUUAUUGCUGUAUUAUUCUUGGGCGUCAAUGCCCUUCCUGAAGUCGACCCACAGAUAGUGAGUGGCCGACAGGCGCGUAAUGCAAUUACAGACCAGAUUCUUGAAGAAAUUGAGAAUAUCUCCCAGACUAUAAAAGACAUGGGACUAGAUCCCUUGUUAAUAGAACACGAGUCUUUCGAGUAUCAGCUGCCUGUACCUGCACUCUUCAACGCGGCCGCCGAGGUGGAAGAUGUCAGAAGCUUCGGUCUCAGUGACAUUGUGGUUGAAAACCUGAACCUCGUCCUGUUUCCCUUCUUUAACCGACUCGAUUUCCAUAUAGAAUUGCCACACAUCCACUUCUUUGCUCGUAAAGCAAAAGGUCAAGUUGCGUCGUUUGGUGAAACAUUGAUUGUAGAAGGAGACGGCAGUGUCGAUAUCCGAAACAUAAACAUAGUUGGUAGAGCAAAUAUCAGAUUGACUGGAGUUAUUAUCGGUGAUCUCAUAUCUGCCAUUGAAAUCGAUUUUACAGUAGGACAAAUUAGCUCAAAUAUUCGGCUAGCUAUCAACGGUCAGAAUUAUUCUGAAGAAGUUAACAAUUUAAUCAACGUAAAAAUUCCUGCCGUUCUGGAUGAAUUCAGUGAUGAAAUCAACGAGCUGAUCGAAAUUAUCCUUUUGGACAUCCUCAACGAAAAUCUUUAA
Molecule: messenger RNA, 693 nt
Organism: Spodoptera littoralis (African cotton leafworm)
Lineage: Eukaryota; Metazoa; Arthropoda; Insecta; Lepidoptera; Noctuidae
Source: the annotation of a GenBank genome assembly